Messenger RNA from Gigantopelta aegis, 1229 nucleotides. RefSeq lists its product as uncharacterized. Bases 1 to 1197 code for a protein of 398 amino acids. Gene Ontology annotation, biological process: developmental process; regulation of transcription by RNA polymerase II. The transcript is spliced from 3 exons. The record is from RefSeq and is a predicted model, not a curated record. NCBI's taxonomy places the organism in Eukaryota, Metazoa, Mollusca, Gastropoda, Neomphalida, Peltospiridae. Gene Ontology annotation, molecular function: RNA polymerase II transcription regulatory region sequence-specific DNA binding; protein dimerization activity; DNA-binding transcription factor activity, RNA polymerase II-specific.
AUGUUAAUACAAACGCCCCCGCAAAAUCAGCAGAUUUAUAGCAGGCUGACGGCUGACGGCGCUCACAGUCACAGCCACGCGAACCCAAGUAACGCUUCGGUGGACUCUCAGCCCGUUACAAAUCCUGUUUACUCAGACAGAUCGCGCGACCCACACGAGCCGCGAGACAGCCGCGCCGAAACACGCGCCCAGGAGCACGUCACCGCAGAACGUCAACACGUCACCGCAGAACGUCCACACCCGACCGCAACCACGAUGACGACGGCGAUCAAACCUCGUCUGCCUAUGACGAACAUCUCCAUAUGUGACGGCAACAGGCUGACGAUCGUUACAGGACCGUGUAUUCUUCUGAAGGCGACCACGGUUGCCCAGCAAGUGCAGGCGCUGCGACCCCUGAAACAGAUCAAACCUAACGAGGAACCAGAGGCGCUGAGAUGCAAGAGGAGGAUAGACUUCCAGAAGCUAGGAUACACUCUACCCAAAGCGCAGCCUGCAACUGUUCAUAGACGCAAUGCAAGAGAGCGCAACAGAGUCAAACUGGUAAACCUCGGGUUCGAAACUCUGCGGGAGCACGUACCAAGCGGAAAGGUGAACAAGAAACUCAGUAAAGUGGAGACUCUACGAUCAGCAGUGGAGUAUAUCAAAGAACUGCAAAACAUCCUCAACUGCUAUGACGAGGAGACUUCGCCGUCGCCCAUGGAUGUAGGUAGUAACUUCGAACAGACCAUCACAGAUUCUGACGUCAUUGGAGGCUCCCCCAGCAUCUCAGACACGUCCAGUCUGUGUUCACCGGAACAUGACCACAACGACAACGCGCUCAACAGCUACGUGGACGGCAGUUCGGCCGUGUCGGACGAUGACUAUAAGAUAUUCUCUGUUGGCGAUAUAGACAGUGCUCUGUGUGGGCAUCAACAGAUAACGAGUUCAGUGGACAGUGCUCUGUGUGGGCAUCAACAGAUGACGAGUGCAGUGGACAGUGCUCUGUGUGGUCAUCAACAGAUGACGAGUUCAGACGCUUCCUCCCCGGGCAGUGCGUGUUCCGAGUCAUCGUACGAUUCGCUCGGCUCCAUCGACGAUAAAGACAUUCUGCGAUUCUCUCGCUGGUUGACGCAGCUCUACUCCUCGGCCGUACACGACUCCAUCUCAGACACAGUUUCACAAGUACAAAGAGAAUCAGUGCAGAGUCAACUGUCCUGAAACUGUGGAGACCAACGUGGACUGGACAAUAG